UACUGGAUGUAUCCCCUUUGCAUUGUUACCACAUCUGUAACUAUGUUUUUUUUAUGGUUGGCAACCAUUACUCAAGAUUUACUAAACAGACCUGGCCAGGGUGUCUUCUCUCCGGUGACUCAUCAGGCUUGAAGUCACUCCUUUCUGUAGCGUAGGCUGGGGUCCCCCUCCUCUUGCUGCUGCUCCUGUUGCAUCAAGCCACAAAAGAGAGAGAGGGAGGGAGAGAGAGAGGCUUUGCAAUAGCUGGGUCCCCGCCCAGAAACUUCUGGCUCACUGCCAAGCAAGCAGGGCGUAGUAUAUUUUUUUAAAAAAGAAAGAAAUUUCAUGAAAGCCAGACUGAUUCAUAGAAACUCUUCUAAAGCACAGUCAAAAAGACACCACCCAUCCCAGCACACCAGCAGGGGAAACUUAUAACCCUCGCCAGCCGGAGCACUCCCUUCACUGCAGCUCUGAGUUUCAAGGCAGCCGGAGUUCAAGAGCACAGCUCCUUCUGCAAAAGACCUCUUUCUCUAAGGUAAGGAUGCUUCCCAACAGAACCUGACUGUGCCUUGUGGCUUUGCAAUUUUGUCUUGUUUGGAGCUAGCACCUGCCUGUCUUUCCUCUCCUCCACUUUCGGGCUCACAAAGUUUCAGAGAGUUUGGAGAGGGGGACAGGCUGUCCUUGAUUUUAAUGCACUUGCCCUGUUGCUGUUUAAUUCAUUUGGAAGACCCCAGUCCAGCGACGUUUCUUGCUGGCGUCCCAGACACUGUAUGCAGGCUGCAUUCCUUGCAACAAUUAGAAUAUGGGGGUUCACUUAGAAGAGGGAAAUGGAACGAAGUGCCUAAUGGGUGACUGUUGCAGAGAGGGGAAUUGCUACAUUCCUGUAUUGUGACACGCAUGCAUUUGCAAACCUUGCGGGCAGGAGAAAGUCAAAAUCUAAAGAAAAGUCAACUGAAGGAAGGGCUGACACUUGCCACAAGGAUGACCACAAUUCAGGUACUCUGGAAGAAACGGGCACAAUCCGUUUGUUCCAGAGUAACUGACUCUGCUCAAUAUAUUGUCCCUGCACUGUGUACAGUGAGUCUUCUUCUAUUGCAUUAGCAGGUCUGGUCUGUGACACUUGGGUCCCCUCCCAAGCCCUCAUAGUUAGAAAGAUUUAACUUGAGCUGGGAAGAUUCCCAGCUAGCAAGAAUGAUGUUGAAUACGCCCUUUCAGCUGGAAAAGUAACAAUGGUUUUUAAAGUGGGGGCGGUUAUUUGAAGUGGGGUGGAUCUACACAGUUUGGAGUGUCUUAACAAGUUGUAAGCUAUUGGGCUGUGUGUGGAACUGGAACACAUAGCUUAGCGUGCCUUCCUUUCCCCAGAAAUUCCUCUGGGGAAGGAAAUCCUUUAAGGGCGAUCCCUUAAUAAACUUAUAUUGCAUUGAUUGGACUUAAAGAGUGAAUUAGCUAAUGGGCACAACAAGUGCAUUGUUUGAGUGUAGAUUGUGCCAUGCACACGCAGUGUUUUGCAACGCAGAUGGCAUCAUUGUCACGAGCAAUUUCUACAUGCCUCUUGGUGCUCCUGCCAAGUAUCACCUGUGCAGAGUGAUAUUUAACUGGCAAAUGUUAUUGAAUGCUUUGCACCCAAGGCAGUUAAGCACUUGUGGACCUUCAAAUAGAGGGAUCUUCCACUGAGGUCAGCGCUUUGCUGCAUUCCAGUAGUGGAUCAAACAAGAAAACAUUUCAAGGAUUAUAUUACAGUUCCCCACCUCCAUCUGCUCAGAAGUAGGUCUCACCAUGGCCAUUUGGUCUUACUUAGGUAAAUAUGCAUAGGGCUGCAACUUUAUACUCACCUGUCAAAAAGGCCUCUGGUUAUAUAGCAGCAUUAUAGAUCUUUAUUUUUUAAUGAAAGAUUAUAUAUAUGUAACUGAAGUGGCGGUGGAGGAAAGAUUUUGUUUGAAUCGACUUGCACGCUGCCUGAAGGAAUGCAGCUUUCCCUAGGUGUGGCCCAUUUCAACAUGUUUCCAGGGAGGGGAGGGUUCUCUCUCCUCGCACAGACAAUGAAGGGAACAAAACUCCAUUUGGAGGAAGAGAUGACUCAGUUUGCCCCCAGUACAAACCAAGCUGGCCCUGUUAAGUAUUCCCUCCAGCAGUCCCAUCCAAGUACCUGGAAUGAUCCAAACUUUGCCUCCAGAUUCAUCUCAUGCUGCUAGCAAAAUAUAUAUAUAUAUAAAUAUAAAUGCCCAAGAGGUGGAAUGGGCAAGGCCCAUUAAGCUCAUGCUUAAACGUAGAUUGCUUCCAGAUAACACGGCACUGCAGAACCCCCUAAUUAAACGGGCAAUUAUUUAGACUUUCAUGAUAAUGGUCCACAAUAUCCUUGGCAUAUGCUUAGCCUUUAGCAUGAAUAUUUCACUAAUGCUCGGGAUCUGCCAUGUUGUGCUAGCUAAGGCAUGCCCACCGAGUAAGAAUUAGGACUUCUGCUUUGAAGACCUAGAGGUGCAUCACGUCCUGUGGGUUGCAUUCCAAAUAGAAUGCUUUUCUUUGUGCAUGAUGCCUUUGAUCUUCUCUUGUGCACAUUUGCGCUAUUAAAAACAAAUAUAUGUGUGAAUGAUAGCUGGUGCUGGUUUUAUGUUUGCAUUAGCAGGUGUGGAUGACGCAAAAGGCCCUUCUGGGCUCACGUGUGGAGAAAAACCGCACCUUUGCUUUUUAACUCCAUUGGAAGGGUAGGGAACUUCCACCAUGGGCCAAAGAAGGCCGAUGGAGUCAAAGUUGGGAAGGCUCAUAGACAAAUAAGUGGGGCAAAUGUUUCAGAGCUUUCUUCCCCCAUCCCACCUCACCCCAUAUGUUUAAAGCAAGGCUUGUUGAGUGCUAGAUGGACUUCAAGAACAGGAGAGAUUCUCUCACAAGCCGGGAAAUCAUUCCCCAGUUGGAUCAUGUUGCAGAUGCAUCAUGUGCAGUGCGCCCAUGAUUUUUGGGCUGUGUGCUGCACAUGCAAUGCCAUGUGACGGAGGGCUUUGUGUGGUCAUGAAAGCUGUGGUUGGGCUGAGAACCAUUCUGGAAUGUUUCAGGUGACUCAGCCUGUGGUGUGUAGGAGGGGAAGAGAAGAUGGUGCUUGCUCAAGGAACCUCACAUGGCAGGGAGAGGGACCCACCAAAUCUGCUGCCUUGCCUGCCACUUAGCCACAGCCCUGUUGGAUCAAUCAAAGGUCCAUCUAUUCCAGCAUCUGGUUCCCACCAGUGGAUAGUCUGAGAUACCUCUGGGAAGCCCAUAAACAGCACAGGAAGGCAAGGGUUUUGUUGUCGUUGUCUCUUCCCAGCAUCUGGUAUUCAUUUUGCAGAGAUACUGCAUCUGAACAUGGAGCUUCCACUUAUUGCUCGUGGCCAAUAGACAUUGAUAUGAAAUGACAACUAUCAUUAUUAGUCAACCAGAUCCCACAAGCAAUUAUCAUAAGGCAUCAGUCCUGUUAGUUGCCCUCAGCUAACUGGCAAUCUAAACCUUCCUCAUUAGCUUAUGUGCUUGUUAAGGUCUUCACCAGUGUGGAACCUACUGCCAAAGGCAAAUGGCGGCUCUGGAAAAGGCUUUCUCUGUGGUGGCCCCCUAGGGCUGGAAUGCGCUCCCCAGGGCUGCUUGUCUGGCAUCUAGGAUGAUAAGUUACAGGUACGACUAGAUCAAGAACUUAAAAGGAAAAUUGGCCAGGCUUUCCCCCUCGCUGGUAAAUAAAUAAAAAGCGGGGGGGGGGGGAGAAAAAUAUGAUCCUAACUAUUUUAUAGUUUCUCUUUUUACUUUAUUUCAAUAUUAAUGCUGCUUUAUUUUAAUAUUAAAGGCUGGUAUUUGUUUUAGUGACAUUUUAAUUGAUUCUCUGAAACAUUUAAAUGUAAACAUGGAAUAUAAUUUUUAGACAAAUAAACCUUUUUUUAUAGGUUCUCUGUACUCGUUCCAUGCAGUUUAUUUCUAAAAAGAAAUCCAUAAUUUAUGUUUCUGUUCCUGGCAUUUCAAAAGUAGGAUGGGAUAAAAUCUUAUCACCAGCCUUGGAGUGCUGGGGUAUGGCCUGAAGACAUGUGAGACCACCGCCUCACUGAAGCUAAGCAGGUUUAGGUCUGGUCAGCGCCUGGAUGGGUGACGACUUGGCAACCCCCAUAUACCGUAUGUCACCUUGGGCUGCAUGAUGCCAGAGGGGUAGGAUAAAGAGGAAGAAGAAAUACAAGAGCACAAGUGUAGAUCUGGGUUCGUACUUGGCUCUCUAACUUGACUGCAUUUUAUGAAAGCGGGGCAGAGGCUAUGCUUUUGAAAGAAAUGAAAGGCUUCUUUCUUGGUGUCUUGAGAGGAGAUUCAAUGAGUACAAAACUUGGUGCAACUGAUUAGGAGCAAGGUACAGCAGAAAUAUGACUUCCUCAAACUGUACUAUGGAUAAGGAGAAGGUACUUGAGCUCCACAUCUGAGCACUCCACCAACACCCAGCAAGGUCAAGCCAUUAGCAUUGUAUGCCCUUGACUCUUCCUGGAAACAAGUGAAUGCAGGAUCACAACCCUUCUGUAAGAGACGCAGCCUUCCAAAGCCUACUUGAAAUGUUCUGUAUAAUGUCUGUCUGGAAUACGUCCUUGAAGUCUAAAAAUGCCUCGUUUCCCUGAUGGAAGACAGCGUGCGUUGUCUGAGAAUGUGUGGAACUAGCCUGCUAGGUGACAUUUACAUUGGUUGCCCUGCCCACUUUUGUCUCUUUCCUCGCCCACCACUGCCAUGCAGCUCUCAGGUGUUUCAGGUAGGACUGUUACAACUUUAGCACUCGAUUGCAGCCAACAGACUUGCUUGGUUCUGGGGGGUAGGUGUCGUGCCCAUGAAGGUUUUCCCAGAUUGCAAAUCUGCCCAUGUCUUAUGUGACAUCAAGACAUAUACCUCUGAAUCCAUUUGUGUGUGUGUGUGUGUGUGUGUGUGUGUGUGUGCAAAUGUCUGUAGCCCAGGUCAUCCUAUUACCUUCAAGAAAAUGGCAAAAGCAUCUUUAACUUUGGUUUAGUUUUCCUAGUUGGCAGUGAGGGAAGGAGAGAGAUUUCCAGCAAAUCAAAAUAGCUUCAGCCAUGACCACACCCUUUGUUGUGAGGGGGAAGAAUCACCAUCGGAUAAGGGCUGUUUGGGAGGGGCAUGUUUUAAUUGACUAAAAACAUUUGCAUCAGGAUGGAUCUGUAUUUUUAUGCAAACUGACCAGCCUAACAUAUGGAUCUCCAAAUUGUGUAAUGAAAUCUGUGGCUAAAAAAAAAAAUGUACUAAGGUAUGCGAAAGGAAAAUGUAAUUUAGGGUAAGAGGCUUAGGAACGUGUACAUUGCAAUACAAAUGUGUAUUUAAAUGGGGUUUACAAUGCUCUAAAACAGGUGUUUCAAACAUUUCAAAAUACGCGUUUAAAUAUGAAAGGGAUACAUUUUCGUAUGUGGUAUUUGAAAAGAAGAAAUUCAUGGGUUAAUGUGGACACAGAGCAGAAUGAACACAUGUGAUACAGCAAAAGACUGAUCUGUCUGCCCCUAAGCUUGCAUGGGCUUUUCUUUUAAAUCAAAAACGGGAGAAUGUGGACUCAUAGUUCCAGCCGGACACACCCUAUUCCCCCCCCCCCUUCAAGACCUCUUUAUUACUCUUGGGAGUCCUCUGUGGUGAGCACAUGGGCUGGCUGGACUGACACACCCCGGGAUAAAAGAGAGCAGAGUGCAGGCACAUUUUUUCCAUCUUACAGAGUCAGGUCAGAGUCUGAGAAGUGCUAAAAGGCAAAAUGCUGGCAUCCAAUGUCCAUGGGUGUGAUGUGUCAGGGCUGUGGUCUUUCUAAGGAGAAGGGGCAGGAACCUAUAGGAAGGGAGAUGAAGUGGCAGCGAGGGGAAAGGAGACCAAAGAGCAAAGAACUGGAGGACCCUAGCCAGGAACACAGAGUGUCCCAGGAGUGGAAGAAGCUUAACUGGCUACUUUUGCAGUUACAGUACAUCCGCUCUGAAACUAGUUAUAUCUGUUGCAGGCACAUAUUGAGGGUUACUUUGUGUGCAUUAGCUACCUCUCUGGGCAUUCUCCAGCAACCUCUUGUACUCGUAAAUCACCUCUUGCAAUUUCAUUCCCACCCGUCCCAUCUUUACAAUAUAUCUUUUCAAUCAAAAUGGGGAUUUUAAAACUUGAGUUGGAAAUGGAACCAGAAGGUGGCAAUCCUCCUGGAUGCUUUAGGAUAAUAGGAAACGGACUUAUACAGAGUCAGACCAUUGGUCCUACUAGCGCAAUAUUGUCUACACCAGUGUUUCCCAAACUUGGGUCUCCGGCUGUUUUUGGACUACAAGUCCCAUCAUCCCUGACCACUGGUCUUGCUAGCUAGGGAUGAUGGGAGUUGUAGUCCAAAAACAGCCAGUGACCCAAGUUUGGGAAACACUGGUUUACACGGACUUGCAGAAGCUUUUCCUAGAUCUUGGUCAAGAAACGUUUUGUAAGCAAGGACUGCCUGAAACCCCGGAGAGCUGCUGCCAGUCUGUGUAGAUAAUUCAGAGCUAGAGGAACCAGUGGUCUGACUCAGUAUAAGGCAGCUUUCUAUGGUUUCCAGCCCUACCUGGAGAUGCCAGGAACCUGAGACCUUUUGCCUUGAAAUCACGUGCCCUGAGCCUGGCUUUCAAAAUUACAGAGCUGUGAUCUUCUGCCUGUGUUGCUGAACCAAACACCCCAGGGGAAAGUCAAGCUAGGGCAUCUCUCUAUGGACAAGUCAAGCUAGGGCAUUUCUCAGGCCACUGCUGAGAUUUGCAAACAGCAGCCAGAGGAUUUCCAACUUUGCAACUGGCAUUUUCAACUGUGCCUUUGACAGCUGCUGGAUGUUCAGCAAUUAUCAGGUUUUCAUGGCAUGAGGAGAAAUAUUGUCACCUGCUAAUUACUGCAUAUCAAGGCACUUUUAAAGCAGGCUUGGUUGCAGGCAGCAUCAAUAAAUUCAAUGCAAGACAUUAUUAUUAUUAUUAUUAUUAUUAUUAUUAUUAUUAUUAUUAUUCUCAGCUUUAUUUUUAUUUCAGGCUGUUGACUGUGUUGGGCAUAAAUAUUGGUAUACAUUUAAAAAAAGACAGACUAGUAACUGUUUUUGAGGACUAGUAGCUUUGCAAGGCUAUCUGAAAGGUAAAACUGCAGGAGUCUGGUUUAGAAAUUGGCAACCCUAAGCAGAAGCCAGGUGGCAGUUUUGAUGAAUCAGGAGAAUAGUUUAUUGCAGUCUUUGGAAAUCUGCUCAUAUGUUAUGACUUUUUUUUCAUGAAUCUUUUCCUGGUCUGCCUGAGAAAAAUGAAUCAAAUCUGUUAUGAAAACAUACAUGUUUUUGUUGCUCUGCCCCGGUCAAGUCAGAGGUGGAGUGUGUGCCUGUAUUUGCAUGCUUCAAUCAGGCCAGUAGCCAAAAACCACAUACCGUAUUUUUUGCUCUAUAAGACUCACUUUUUCUCUCCUAAAAAGUAAGGGGAAGUGUGUGUGCGUCUUAUGGAGUGAAUGCAGGCUGCGCAGCUAUCCCAGAAGCCAGAACAGAAAGAGGGAUUGCUGCUUUCAUUGCGCAGCGAUCCCUCUUGCUGUUCUGACUUCUGGGAUUCAGAAUAAUUUUUUUUUCUUAUUUUCCUCCUCCAAAAACUAGGUGUGUCUUAGUGUCUGGUGCAUCUUAUAGAGCGAAAAAUACGGUGAUCUGUUUCCCAUGAGCCUUCCUAAAACUACCAGAGAUUGACUGCAUUUCUCAAUUAUGACUUGAACCCACCAUGUUUUUUCCUUCUUACGAUUCUAAUUCAUGCCACCAGGGAUAGCUCAGUCAGAGUCGUGGGUUUGAGCCCCACGUUGGGCAAAAUAUUCCUGCAUUGUAGCGGGUUGGACUCGAUGACCCUUGUGGUCCCUUCCAACGCUACCAUUCAAGGAAUCGAUCUCUGCCCCAUCUAUGAUUCUACAGUUCUAUGAUUUGCAUAACAGCUUUCAUUUUAAAGAAAUUCCUGGGCAGUUUGCAGAACAAUGAAAAACAUCAAUAUAUAAUGCAAUUACAAUUUUAAAAGCCGCUGUCAAUUAAGUAGCAUUGCUAUCAAUUAUAUAAGCCAGAAAUGCCACGGACUGGUUUUUAACAGUGGGGGAAAGCUCAGGCAAAGAGAUAUGUUUUGAUUUGUUGGCUGAAGCAACCCACGGUCAGUGCCCACCUGAUCUAGAGACAGACAUUCUGCAACUUUUUUCCUCCUUUCCCUUUCUUUUUUUCUUGCCAGAACCCCAAAUCAAUGAGAUCCAACCAGAUCAGUCAAACCUAUAAAGGGUUUUGUUCUCUGGGCUGGAGGUGCUUCAACUUGCCUUUUUCAUGAAGGGAUGUAUGGAUAUGUCACCAAAGGAGCAUAGGCCUCUCAUGCUUCCUUGCAAAGUGUGGGCUCAAGCGCAGCAUCUAUGAGGUGCAGCCCUAUCCUGAACAUUUGGCCUAGGCCAGUCUGUAGGGGCCCAUUGCCCUUCAGCACCCGGUCCCUGUCCCAACGCAAACACAUUUCACAGUUUCUCUGUCAACGCACUGUGAAAGUUUCAAGAGCUCUUGAAGCUUUCUAAGCAUGCAAUUGACUAUUUAAACAAAAACAAAAAAACCCGAACCUGCAACACAGAGCCUUUGUUAAUGCCUUGUGAGUGGCACAUAAAUGCAACUGGCACAUAAAGGUGUUAGUGUGGGGGAGACACUUCAUGCUUUUAAAGUGGGUUGUCUUUAAAGUGGGGAAAGACCUCUGGGUGGCAUCCAUUCAUUGCUGCUGCUCCCGCCCCGCCUGCUCUGUGCUUCUGUUGCCCUUCUCUCUUUCCCGGCACAACUGGAGCCAUGGCAGGGCGGGUGCAAAGAGGGAGGGAGGGAGGGGGAGGGAGAGAGAGAGAGAGAGAGAGAGAGAGAUACAGUAUCUUCCGCCAGCGGUUGCUCUUGGCUGCCUUCCAGGCCUCAGGCAGCUGCCUCUGCCCCUCCCUGCUGCCAAGAAAGCUUUGGAGUUUCUGCCGAGAGCCUCUCACACGGCUUAGUACUCUAGGGCUACCACCCCCAGCAAAAGCGAUUUCCCAGCCCUUGCCUCUGCAGCGGAGAUUCAGCCACUCUCCAAAUGAAUCACAGCCCCCGAGCUGGGAAAGCGAGAGACGUAGCUCAUGUUUUCCACUCCUCUCCCUGCCACAUGCGAGAGCAAAGCUCUCCCUCCAGUCUGCUGUUCAGAGACGGCGUGGCCCAGUCCUGUUAGGCAGGGCUUGCUCAAUGGGGAUUUCCACUCCUCCCCUUGGGAGGUUGUUGCAUUGCUUUAUGGGGUUUCCCUUCGAGGAAACCUCUCCCCAGAACCAGCUGACACAUGUUCGGUUUGGCUAAGUCCCUCCACCCGUUUGCCCUGUGUGUUUGCAUACACCGGGGCAGCUAGCACCCACCCCACCCCGAAAGCUAUUGCAUGUUGUGUACACAGAGGGCCUAUUCAGAAAUCAAAAAGCCCUUAAGGGUGUACAAACAGACUCCCUCCCAGGGGAUCUUCUUGUUGAAAGACUCAACUGGCCAGGUCAGCUUGAAGGGUCAAGUGUAAUGGGACUGGAACUCUUUGAUUUAUGUAGCCAGUAGCAGCAGCAGCAGCAGCAUCACAAACAUGCAUUUAUUUAUUUUUUAAGCAUUUUAAAAUGGGGCGCAGCCUCAUGGCUCCAAGCAGCAGCUUUACAAAGAUCUCAGCAACAGCCUAGUCAAACAGAGCUGCGAGGAGCUCUGUGAUCAUGCAGCGUAGUUCCUUUCCCACUUUCUGCCAGAAUUUUUUUCAGAUUAGCAGUGGGUUACAUGGGCUGCUGAGAUCCCAGCCCAGGGAACCCUCAAACUCCACAGCAUUCUGAAUAGAGAUGAGCAAUAUUGGCUUCCCUCCGUUUCUCAGUUUUCCAACCUUAGGUUCAAUUCUUCACAUUUCCACAUCCGUUUGCAAAUGACGAUCACUGCGCCCCAACAAAUGAGUCAGUGGAUGAUGAGAUCCUCAUUCUGAUUGAGGGUAACAAUAACACUCAUUUCCUUCCUGCUUGAUGGCUGUGACUAUUCAGGGUUUCCCAGACUUGGGUCUCUAGCUGUUUUUUGGGACUACAACUCCCAUCAUCCCUGACCACUGGUCCUGGUAGCAAAGGAUGAUGGGAGUUGAGGCCCCAAAACAGCUGGAGACCCACAUUUGGGAAGCCUUGGACUAUGCUUUCCUGCCACACAAAGUUGCAUUCUAGCAGGAUGCAGACUUAUAGGUCCAGCUAGCUGAUUUGCCCACCAUUCCCAUGCUGACUAAGAGUCAUGGGAGUUGUAGUCCAAAGUAUCUAGAGCACACCAGGUUGGAGAAGGCUGGUCUUCUGUGAGCAGAAGUGGCUCUUGGGUACCUGAGGCAAAUAGACAUCUUUCCCAUCAUCUUUGAACUGGAGAUGCCAGGGCUUGAACUUGGGACAUUCUGCACUAGCUCAGUUGGUUAGAUCAUGGUGCUGAUAAUGCCAAGGUUGCUGGUUCGAUCCUUGUAUGGGACACCUGCAUAUUCCUGCAUUGUAGCGGGUUGGACUAGAUGAUCCUCAGGGUCCCUUCCAACUCUACAAAUCUAUGAUUCUAUGCAUGCAAAGCAGGUAUUCUUCUUCUGGGUUACAACCCUCCCUCUUUAUUUCUCACACCAGCAAUGGUAACGUGCUUUCGCCUGGAACAAAGCAGCAAAAGCAGGUCAGAAUCCCUCUGCUCGUGCGCUGAGUUACUGAAGCCCCUGCUCACAAUGCCCUUUCCCCAAGACAUGAGGAGAAAAUGACAGAAGUGACACUCACCUCUUUCCUUCCUCCUGUUAGCAGAUGGUUGGCGGUGUGAGCUUAAAUGACCCAAGAACCCUUGAUGCAAUUGUGCUGAUUGCGAGAUGAAUGAGAUGCUUUAUUGAGGGAGGCACUCGGUACUUGGCAUGUCACAAAUCUCACCAUGUAUUGUCCUCUCGCUUUUGAUUCAUCAUUUUAAUUUCAAAAUGUCCCAGCGCUUGAUUUAAGCCACUAUUACCUCUAUUACUCACCCUGUGAAUCGGAGCUAACUUUCAAACUAGUGCAUCUUCCAAAUUUUGGGUGGGGUGGGAUGAAGCCCAUUGCCAGAGGAGGAAAGCUACUCCCAAACCCUUCUUCUGGGAUGUGGGCCUCUCUUGCCCCUAUUCUCCUUCUAGGUUGCACAUUACAGACACCUAGAGGCCUUGAGCUAAGUCAACCCCCCAACCAGACCUCCUCUCUCCCUCCCCCUUCUCUUUUCUCUGUGCCCCUCCACAAGCAUCCACUCAAUGGAUGGUCUGCCCCUCCUAGUCUCUGGAAGCCUCCCAACUGUCCCUGUUUCAUGGAAAGGAUUUGAUCACACUCUAGAAAUGUAGGUUUGCAUUGUUAAAGCGGAUUCAAGCACUCCGUCACAACAGACAGGAAAGUGAUGAUGGAAAAACGCACUGAAAAAUGUGGGAAGGAGGAAAUGAGUAACGGAGAGGCAUAUAUAAGCACUCUGCAAGCAAAUCAGGAUGAACGAUCCUUGUCAUAAUGGCCACACAAACAAAUCAGAACAAAUGUUUGAAUAAAGAUUAAAUGUAACCACUGUGCAAACAAAUGAGGAUGAAAGGUCAUCUCUUCCAGCCAAUCUUUUUCUCUUCUAUCUCUUUCUGUCACUCCUUUUCUUCCAUUUUUCUUCUGCCCACCCCUUUUCCCUCUCCUCUCUCCUGCUUCUUUCUCUCUUUCUGUGUGUAUUAUGGGAGGGGUGGGUGUCCUGUUGCCUGAGAUGGAGGAAGGAGACUGCAUGGCUGGUUACUAUACAGGUGAGAUGUGGGAAGUGGUGACUGAGAAACCACUUUGCAGCACAGGAGCCAUGCCAGGUUUGGGAGAACUGUGCCUCCACAUCCACCCUCUGCCCACAGAUCCUUGAGCAUGCUGCACGCCCUCACAAUGCAACAAAUUCUUCCAUACUCCACCAUUUGCAUUGGUUGUAAAGGCAGCAGGCUAACAGGGGAAACCUUCUGUUUGGGCAACAUCUUUGCUUCCCUACUAGGGACUCUGACAAAGGGAUUUGAAAACUUGCUUUGCACCACCGUGGCUUUGUCCUCUCCCACCCUUUGUAUCAUCACAAGCUGGGGGGAAAGGUCUGAACCACCUGGUGAGCUGAUUGUCAUUCACUUCAGUUGGGAUGACCCAGUAUAAUAAAUUUGAGAAUCCUGUUCUAAGAGGAAUUCAGCACAACCCAAGCAACUUGCACCCUGAAGGCUCCAUGUCCAAGAACAUUCAUAGCUCUGCAAGACUUCCCCUGGCCUUUCCCUACCCCACUCAAAGUUCCUUGCAUAUUUCAUCACACACCGUCAAAAGCCUUUUCACCGCUUUGAACCAUCGCAUCAACUGCACUCUCACUCUCCCUUGUGCCUGUCCCUGGGUAGUUGAUGAUCCAACCAGUAAACAAUUGAAGAAGGUCCCUCCACCCUCCCAUGUCGUCUCCCUUCACCACAGCGCUAUUGAUGUGGCAGCUGCGGCGGCAGCAACUGCAUCCUGUAUGAGGGGAAAGAGCACGUGCAGAAAAUCCCAGGCUCAGUCCCUUGCAUCUCUAGUUAAAAGGCAGAGAUGGGGAACCCAUAGCCCUACAGAUCUUGUUGGACUACAGUCUCCAUCAGCCCCAGCCAGCAUGGUCAAUGGUCAGGAAAGAUGGGAGUUGCAGUCCACCUACAUCUGGGGAGUUGCAGGUGUUGGAAGUUGUGGGAAUGCAACUCAGCUUGCAUUAAGAGUGAUCAGAUUUGCAUGGAGAGAUGGUAGAUAAAGAGAAGUACCUCCAAACUUCCUAGACUGUCUUUCUAACCCAACUUGUACUUACAUUUCCUAUAUUUCUCUACUGCUACUCUUGAAGUUGCUUGAUGGUGGGAGUUGUAGUCCACGCACACCUGGAGAGUCACAGGCUCCACAUUUCUGAAUGAGGCGGUUUUAAGUACAUAAAAACAUCCCUGUUGGAUCAGGCCAGUGGACCAUCUAUCCCAGCAUCCUGUUCUCACAGUGGCCAACCAGAUGCUUAUAGGAAGAUCCUGCAAACAGGACCUGAGUCCAAGAGCACUCUCCUCCAGCCAUUUCCAGCAACUGGUAUUCAAUGUCAUUCUGCCUCUGACAAUAGAGGUAGAAGAUAGGAAAGAGUCCUGAAUGAGACCUCAGAGAGCUGCUGCCUGUCAGAGUGGGCAGCACUGGGUCAGAUCAACAAAAAGUCCGCCUUGGUAUAAGGCAGCUUUGUACCUUUCCCAUGAGUGAGGUUUAAGGACAUGAGUUUGGUCAACCACCGUAGGAAUCUGCAUUCCUCUCUGGCAGCCCUUCAUCUGAUAGAGGAUCUAAAUGCAAGCGUUCUCCUCUGACCCUUGACUGCAAUCUUCUAGCCUGACAUCCUGCAUAACAUGAAUGAGUUCAUUGUCCCAAGUGAUAUUGUGACAGGGGGGGCCUCACCUUUUCUGCAUUCCAGGCCGGAGCUACAGACGCUGAUCUUCUCGCUUGACAGAACAGCAGGAGUCAGGGUGACUUCUUGUUUGCUCAGAGGCAUGCAAAGUGUUUGUUUCUUGCAGCAGGGUGAGGCCACAAUAAAAUAUCACAGGCAUGUGUGGUGCGUUGUGUGCAUAUUUCCUCCCACCUCACUGCAGGUGCAGUUGCUCUUUAGCAAGCAUUUACUAGAUUGAAAUCUGGCCCUGACAUUUCCAGGGCUUCUCCCCUCCUUCACACCAUCCCAACACAAACGAAAUGCCCAAAAUCUGUCUUUCAGUUAGCACUGUCCUGCUUACGUGUGUGUCAUGCCACUUUAAAAAGUGAUGGCUUCUCCCAAAGAAUUCUGGGAACUGUAGUUUGUUAAAGGUGCUGAGAGUUGUUAGAAGGCAGCAGACAGAGGCAGCCUUCAACUCAGAGAAAACUCAUUACACUCUCUCUGAUUCAUCCUCUAUCAGGAUUACCUGAGCAUGGUAAAGCAGCAAUCAGUCAAGACAUCAAAACCCUAGAAUUCCCAGGCAAAAACAGAAAAGAAGCACUUUGGUGUGGUAAGCUGUUUAUUAGGAAACAACCAACUAUAAGCAAACAAACACAAAUUGGGUGUGGGUGUGUGAAUAAUUUAAAUGUAGGUGUCGAAGAACAGCAGAUCUAUCCAUUAAGCAAAUCAGGAAAUUUCUUGCCAAGAAGAAACCACUUUGGCAUGUGGAACAUCGCUAUACUUUCUAGAUAAGAAGUGGUGCUGGAUAUCCAACAAAUAGCAGCAAACCAUGAAAUUGCCUGAGACGAGGGGUGCUCAUGGAGUCUUAUGGGGGCUUAAUACUGUAAACGGGUCAUUCAGAUAUUGCAAAAGAGUUGUUGGCAAUAAGUGACUUUUUAAAAACUUUUCCAAUUUCUCGUUCAAAAGGUAAAUCUGGGUUAAAUGAGGAGGAAAUGCAGACGACAACAAUGUUGCAUGGAUGCUUCCAAAAGCACACAUGCAUGUGGCACAUUGAUCCCAUUGAAAAACAGCCCUCUGGAAGCACCCAAGGACCCUGUGUGAGGUCAGAGGGACGCUCUUAGCUAUGGCUGACUGAUUGACAAUACAAGGAUGCCCCUGUAGUGAGACUUUAUGGUGAGGAAGAUUCUCUCACAGUCGCCACAAGUCCACCUCUUAUUGCAAAGCCUUGCAUGGAAUGCAGAGGUUUUUGUCUGGAAGGCUUCCUCACAGAGAGAAGAAAAGUGAAGUGGAAAGCUAAAGGCAAAGUGGAAGCAAGGAUGAGGCCCUAGAGGGGUAAGAGGCAGCAGGAAAGGGCGAGGCUUGUGCACACCAGGAAAUGUUUCAUCUUGGACAGCUUUAAGAGGGGGGUUGACAAAUGCAUGGAGGAUUAGGCUACCAGUGGCUGCUAAUCCUGGGGGCUGUGUUCUCCUGGGUCAGAAGCAGUAUCUUUGAAUACCAAUUGCUGGGAAUCACAAGCAGGAGAGUGCUGCCGUUCUCCUGUCUUGCUCAAAGGCUUCCCAUAGGAAUCUGGCUGUCCACUGUGAGGCGCAGAAUGCUGGAUUAGCUGUGCCUUUGGUCAGAUUCAGCAGGACCUUCCUUGUGAUCACGGAAGGAAUGCUUUGAGACAGAAUAGAAAGGAGAAGAAACGCCUCCCUGCCCGGACCUGUGUGCAACUCAUUUGGUUAAUUCUGAGCAUUUGUGCUGGCUAUUUGUUGAUCCUGGUGCGGGAUAAGUGGUAAGGAGCUAGUAAAGUUUGACAGGCCCGGUAAAAAUGAAGGGAAACAGUACCAUUUUGUUCCAAGAAAGACCCAAUAAUUUUAAAAAGCUGCUGUCUCUCUUGCACACAAGACUGCAAUUAGAUGGAGAGGAGGGAGAGGGGAAGGUAGAAUAAAUGAGUAACACAUGUGACUCUGCAGAGGCCUGUGGUUAAGACGUCCGUGGAAUGCAUCAUUACAUGGAAGCUGUGCUAUUAUAUUGUCUCCACUCCCCCCUUUCUAAUCUCCCACUGCAUUUCUUCCUGAUAACUGGCUGCUGGACCAUGCCCCUGGAUGAAUCCAGUAAACCCUGAGAACUCUGCACUGACGUAGGCUGCAGUUUUAUACACACUUACCAAGAAAUAAGUCCCAUUGGAAUCAUGGGACUGCUUCCUUCAGAGUAGAAAUGCAUCAGAUUGCACAGCUGGCAGACAACCUUGCUUGGAUCUCACCCAUGAGUUAGACCAGGAGGUGGGCAGAUCAGCAUCUACUGUCAGAUCACCGAGUGAUUUGCAGAAGGAAGCUGCCUUUAUAGCAAGCAAGGCUAUGGGUCCAUCUACUUCAGUUUUGUUUACAGAGUCACUAACAGGUUGUGAAGGGACUUGGUAUGGAAGCAUCACGAGUGUCCUAAUGGUGGCACUUGGACAAUAUACUCUGAGGUGCUGAGAGAUCUUCACAACUAGAGUGGGCAAGCAGGUUCCAAUGAAAUAGAAGAUACUGAUAGCCUUUUCUUAGAUUGAGCAUGUCUGUCUGGAGCUUCUUUUGGGAAUCCGGUUGGCCACUGUGCUAACAGAAUGGUCGGCUAAAUAGACCUCUGGGCUGAUUCAGCUGGGCUGUUCCUAUGUUCUUAGGACACUAAUGCAUUGCAUGCAGAAAUUGCUCCUGAUAGGGGGUGGCUUGAGCCCCAGUGGCAGUGAUCCCACAAAGGGUACCCAAGGGCCCUGGACAUAAUAGGAAUUAAUAUGGCAACCCUCUGCCUGUUGACGUGAUGUCCUACAUCAGUGUUGCCACUUUGAGUGAUGCAGGAGAAAAAACCAGUAUGACCUACUUCUUUGGGAUGAGGUGGAGGGAAUAUUUAGGGCUAAAGAAUUAGCUCAGGUAUAAGAGGCACAAGGAGAACCAAAGCAGGUAAAAAGGAAUUCUGAGAAGGGCUAUCAAUGAUUUCUCAAGAAAAGCUCAGCAGCUGCUUCUAUUUCUCAGCAACGAUGAGUGACUAAGAAGACAUUAAAGGUUUUUUCCCCAAACAAAAAUAGUCGGCCCCACUGAGAAAUCCCUCGGUUAAUCAGAGCUGGUUGCACAGACAGGAAAGAAUGGGAAAAUGAACCAACUUAAUUGCAAAUAAAUGGUGGCUUUCUUCAGAAAUGUACUGAGGCAAGGUCACUGUAUUAGAAAGGAUUGGGUGGGUCCCAUGUUUCAAAGCAUGACUUGUUCUUCUGCAGGAACCACUACAGUAAUCUCAUUGAUCCCUCCCAACAACAAGCCUUCCUAAAUGCCAUUGCGUGUGGCCUGAAAACCGUCUAGCACACAGCUGAUGGGGAUGCCAGCCACAACCCUGGCAGCUUAGGGCCAGCUUAUGCAAGCAACAGAAUCAAGUGGCUAUGCUUCUCCUGGACUGUACCAAUUCACUGUGCAAAAGGGAGAAUUGGACUUGGUGUCCAAAAUGCAGUUACUGUAUAAACAGGCACUUGGUUAUACAAUUCGAGAAAAGCUAGCAGUCAAAAAUGGAAGUUGUUACUAGGUGAAGGCACGAGACUUGUCAAUGAAUCAGCUCGUUCAUUAGGAAGGAAAACCCUAAUCUAACACAUCCCUCCCCCCGCAUCUCUCAAUGUCAGAUCAUGGCAGUGUUCAUGUUUCCUAUGACUCACUGCUGCUGCCAUUAUCAGAGACCAUUUUACUGAAAUCCUCCAGGAAAGCGGCACAGCAUGACUGUGCUCUUGCAAAGUUCCUGCUAUAUUCAAUGAUGCUUUGCACAGGAGAAAUCCCAUGCCCUUGCUGCAUGUCACUGCAGUCUCUGACUGACAUAUAUCAUUUUACUCACAGCAUAGCUACAGAAUAGCAAACUCUUAUUAUUUCCAUUUUACAGACAGAGGACUGAGAUACCAGAAGAUUGUAUGGUCUUAGGUUUUUCAAGAAACUGUUUAGCAGGCCCACUAUCAGACAUAUCCAGUCCCUUGUUAUACCACAAUCUACUGAAUCCCACAUCACCUCUUGGAACUGGUAUUUGGAGGCAUUCAGCAGCCCAGCUCAACCUCCCCCUGAAGUCUCAGGUUUGCCAUUUGGGUGCUUGGCUGGAUUUAGUCCUGGAUGUCCAGAUUCAGCAGUGGCGAGGAGACUUUUGCAGAGAUAUGGCCAGACUAUUGACCAGAGCAUGUGAUAGGGAGCAUGUGAUGACUCGCAUGUGAUUCCCAUAAUGAUUCUGAGGGUGAGCUAUGACCAAUAAAGCAAUCCAUAAGACUUAGGAUCGAGUUACUUGAAAUGCAAUUUUCUUCCAUAUAAGCCUGAUCAGGUUUUAAGAUUUUCAGAAGAGGUCUUUCUUUCUGUCCCACCAACAUCUGAAAUAUGUUCAGGAGCAGUUCAAGAGAGGGCCUUCUUGGUUACUGCUCCCAGGUUCUGUGACGUCAUGCCAAGGGAGGCCCAUAUCAUUCCUUCUCUGAUGACCUUCUGUCAGCAGGCAAAAAUGUUUUUAUUCAUAACAGCCUUUGAACUCAUAGGUUUUUAUGGCCAUUGUAAAUAUGUUGCAAUUGAACUUGUUUUUUUUAUCAGUUUUGCUUUAAAUGAUGUGCUUUACCUACCUUUUAUGAAUGUUUUUCAUUUGUUAUCAUGCAUUUUGAAGUGCAUCUUGUUUCUGUGAGCUGUUUGGAGCACCAUUUGGUGGGAAAGGCAAGACACAAAUCUGAAACAGACAAAUAAACAACACAUAGCCAAAUUGUAGAGCAAACUGCAUGAAACAUGGGAGGCCCAUAACUGGAUGUCCUGAUGUACUACAAAGAUAGGCCACUCCCUUGAAUUAAUUGGUUGCAGAAGAGAAAACAUGCAGGCACAAUAUGGGUGCCUGUAUACUUUCCUCUCCAUGGCUGAUAGCAAGUAGCGAUGUUGGGUGAUGAUGAGAUUGUGUUAGGGCCAGGAUAACCCCUGAUCCAAACUGCCCCUUCUCUUGUAUGCAUUUAGAAUAAGAAAAUUAUGUUGGGAGAUCCAAUCUUGGCAUCUCCACAUAACAUCUAGACACGUGAUGUGCUUAAGGAUGUUUUGAGGGAUGUGGCAAGCAAAAUUCCCUUCUUGACUCUGGCAUUUACCCUUUUGCUUGGAGCACAAAGCUGAGAUAUGAAGUUCCAGGAGAUCAUGGUGGAGCAGGAUCUUGUGGUGAGAAUAAAAUGGGGGGAGAACACCAUGUAGCCACCCUGAGCUCCUUAGAAGGAGGGUGGGGUAACAUGUAAUUUCAAAAGUGUAUCUUUUCUUUUUAAAAUUCUCAUACCUAUAAACUUUCUUUGAAGCUGUAAACGCAUUCAAUCUAAUUUUCUACACAUCCCUCAUUUCUCCACAAACCGGCUUUUAAUUUCCUGAAAAACGAGUUGCAGUACUUACAGUGCCUCAAAAGCAUUUCAGGGUAAUUAAAAAGAGGAUUUGCUCGCAUUUGCAGAACCAAGGUGUUGAUUUUGUCACUGCCAUGGGUUUAAGACAAGUGCCUUUCAUUUCUUGAAGAUACACAGUGAUUUUUUAAAAAACAAUGUUCUUUUGAUUCAGCACCGGGUUUCAUAUGCUGCUGUCUGUCUGUUUUCUCCCCAGUAGACUUCUCUGCAUUGGAGAGACCCUUGCUGUGAGGAGCCAAGAUGUUGGUACUACUGGCUGGUAUUUUUGUGGUCCACAUUGCCACGGUCAUCAUGCUCUUUGUCUCCACCAUUGCCAAUGUAAGUAGCAAGCAAGACUUCCCCAAUGGCCGUUCCUUGGGCAACAUGGACAGGGCCUUUUGAUCUCCUCCAGUCUGACACAGAAUAAGGGAAUAAAAGCAUCAAGGACUCUCACGCUGAAGGUGCUGGUCAUUCUUUGGAGGCACACCCCAGAGGAUAGGCCUGGAAUCUAUGGGGCAGAAGCAGAUUUCAGCUAAACGUUAGGAGAAUCUUCCUAACAGCAGAUGCUGUUUGACAACAGACCCACAGCAGGUGGGGUAGGCAAGGCCCUUCUUUCACUGUAUUGCAGAUCAUACACGGAACCGGACUAAAAGGUUGCAGGUUUGAUCCCCGCUAGGAGCAGCUCCAUAUUCCUGCAUUGCAGGGGGUUGGACUAGAACUAGAUGAUUCUUAGAGUCUGUUCCAACUCAAAGAUUCUAUGCUUCUAUCUCCUUAGUCCCAUCCAAGUCAACAAUCUAUGAUAAGGGCUAAUUCGGUGAGGCUAACAAUAGGCUUUUGUGCUGAUAUAGCUCCAGAAGACAAAUCACUUCCAGAAAAAAUGUCAGAAAAUUUCCUUGAAUUUUAUAUGGCUUAAGGUGCCUCUAUUUGCAUAACUGGCCCUUGAAACCUAUUGCAACAAGUCACACCCUGAGAAAUGGAGGGACAUUAUCUAUUUGUCAACUGAAACAAACCAGCAAUUCAAGGCUGCCUAAAGGCAUGAAAUGGUGGUGUUUUCACACUCCUGUCCUGAAGUGAGAAACACCUGGGCACACCCCACUCAAAAACCAGUUGAGUGAGUGGAAUUAGCACAUAAUCGCUUUGAGGUGUUUUACCAUCCCACCUGCCAGACAGUCUGCUAUAUAAUUAUACAGUAUUUCCAUACUUGUCUGUUUCUGGAAUUAGAAAAUAUUCUCAUGAAGUGUUUGGGCAAAGCCAAGUACAAGAGGAAGUUAGAGGGUAUUAUUCAAUGCUGUGAUUUGUAAUAGAAAUCUAGACUGAUCCCCACUUGCCCAAACCAGAAUGCUAUAACCCACUCUCAACAAAAUUGCAGGGUCUCUCUGAUUUUUCAACUGCAUAUUGAGAGAGGCAGCAUAAAAUGAAACAGUUUAUGGUUUUUUUAAAAAUUUAAAAUAAUAAUAAUUAAAAAUCAAAACAAAUUAAUAAAACAUAAAACAAGUGGAAAUAACAAAAAUAAACAAAUUUAUCUAUUAAAAUUUAAUCCACCUUAGAUAGAUAGCUAUAUAUGCUGCAAUGUGUGUCAACAUUUGUGAUUUCCAUCAUAUGAAUGUGGGUGCAGACAAACCCAGAUGCAUUUUGUGGGUGUCCAAAAACACUUCAGUUCUCAGGCCCUGGAUGUUGAUUUGGUUUCACAGUGAGCAGAUUUUGGACAUUGCCCUAUAGCACUUACUCAGUGGCUUUCCUCACAUGCAAUGCUAGAUCAAACUGGCUUACCGUGAAAGUGGGCUGUUGCACAGUAAAUGAAGCAAGGCUUAGCUCUUCCCUUGCUCCUGGAGCUGCCAGACUACUAAGAGUUAAGCUAUGGUUUGCAUUACUUGUGAACCUGAGCUCCUGGUUAGUUAGUUUCACUCCCAAGCAAACCACAAGCUCUAACCAAUAUUUGUUCUCUGCUUAGAAUGAUUGUUUCAUUAUGGUACUGCUCCCUAGUGGACACAAGUAGAUAUGGGGAACAUGGAUACCUCUUGGCACAGCAUGCUCUCUUCAGGCAUUAAGCUUAUGGUUAUGGAGAACACAUAAGUCCCCCUUUCCCCUGGCAUUGACCUUUACAGAGGAAGCAAGAGAGGGAACCUUUGCAUGUAUAGACUUCCAUAAGAUUCGUAAGCCCAAUUGCUCAAGGAUCUAGAACAUGGGUAGACAAACUAAGGCCCGGGGCCCGGAUCCAGUCCAAUUGCCUUCUAAAUCCGGCCCACAGACGGUCCAGGAAUCAGUGUGCUUUCACAGGAGUAGAAUGUGUCCUUUUAUUUAAAAUGCAUCUCUGGGUUACUUGUGGGGCAUAGGAAUUCAUUAAAUCCCCCCCCAAAAAAAUAGUCUGGUCCCCCAAAAGGUCUGAGGGACAAUGGACCAGCCUCCUGCUGAAAAAGUUUGCUGACCCCUGAUCUAGACUGUGAGGAGCCUACGGACAUGAAAGCUCCCUUCUUCCUUCCAAAUAUUUGAGCUGCAUGUGCUGAUGUUAAGGGGAGAAGCUGCAUCAUAAGGCUGUGCUCACAUACAGUGCAGGUUCCAGAAUAAGGAGUAUAGCAGCUGAAGAGAGCUACUCUCAUCUUCAACAAACUCUCAAAGUAGAACAGCUAAAUCCACAUCAAAUGUUAUCACAGAACAACCCCUUUCAAAAAACAAAACGCGUGCUAUUUAACUGAUUGGACUGAAUGAAGCAUUUUAGGUGCUUCAGUUCAUUAUUUAUCAGUCCUGCCUACAUCCAAGACAUACACAAAGUAAUAGAUGAUUAAUAGAAUAUCAGGAAUAUAUGUUUGGCUUGUUGCACUAAAUCCUGUUGAUCUGUGUGAUGAUUAUAAUAAAUAGGUAGGGAAUGGUUUAUGCCAACGUGUGUGCUCCUGCUAGCUGUAUCCAGCAACUGAUGCUUUCAGAUCAAAGACGGUGUUGUGCCAUGAAUGAGAAUUGUCUGCAAAUCCAGUAGAACAGAUUGUAAAAUAUAUUUGCAAGUCUAUUACCUGCAUACAUGCAGCUAUCCGAUACUUUAAAGAUGCUAACAGUCAAAGGUUUGGUUGACUCAGAUUUCCUUAGACACUCUGAAGUGUGAGCUAUAAUAAGCAAAUGCAACAUGAAAGGCCGAGCUUUUCAGGAAAGCAAGCAAUUGUGCCUCUUUGCAAAAACCCACAAUGACACAUGGAGAAUGGAGAGUUUCAAGCGCCGCAUGGUAGACAGGACUACAAAGCAUCUUGUUCAAAGCUGUGCCCUACCUCCUGCCCCAAAGGGAGGUCCUUCAGUCUACCCAUCCUCCCCAGAUCAACCUAAAUUUGCCACAGGCUGGAGUGACAUUAAAUGCGGAUAAUUUGUCUCUUUUUUUUCAAAUUUGGCAUUAAGUGGGCCAUUUUCCUUUUCUCAGGGAUGGAGGCAGAUUUUAGCAGAACUCUUGGGUGGGUGCCAUCCAGACCCAGUGAUUUGUUCAUCUGUCCAUGAGGUCUAGACCAGUCUUUCCCAACAUGGUGCCCUCCAGAUGUUUGGGCCUACAACUUCAAUCAGCCCCUCAAUCAAAGCAUUUUUGGGGCACCAGGUGACAUCAAUAGGGAAAGGGAGAGGGGUAGCCAAGGCUGCCCUUGGCUUCAAGCUGCUGGGAGCAAGCUGAUUUAUUGUGUUUCUAGUCAAGAAAUUAUUACUUGCACAGCUAAAGUUGGAACUGAUUAGAUAUUCCUAUACACUCUCUGAUGUUCUUUCUAACUUAUCAGCAUCAUUGCUUUACCAGCUAAUGUUUAAGGCUGCUUAAGCAGUUGCUCUGGAGAAACUGGUUUAAGUGCCUGGAAAGAAGAGUGUCUGCGUUGGACUUUAAUAAAGCAACUGCAUCCUCUUCCCUUCAAUUGCUGAACUAACACACUCUCACCUUCCUUGCCUUUUCAGCUGCCACAUAAGCACUUUGGCUUUUAAGAGGCACACCCCAAAGGCACAUUCGUGGUUAAGCAGACGGACUCUUAAGGAAUUUGAUUUUUGCAAAUUCCAAUGCAAUCAAUAUCUUCUGAACCGAAUGUAUGGACAGAAACAUAGAUAUUCAUUGGCUUUCACGCUACCCAAGUUGUUCCUCUUGGCUCAAUCCUGUUCCCCAAUCAAAAUAUGUUUUAAAAUGCAUGUUUGAAGGGGAAAUACAUUUAAAUGGGAUUUGUUUGUGCAGAUUUCCUUUUUUAAAAAACCAAAAAAAGAUUAAUGUGGAAACUAGACAGAACAGACUUGUGGGGGGGGAUGCAUAAGAAAGUGAAACAGACCAAGAACAAACUGAUUCUCUCAUGUCUAUCUGAGUGGCAGCAUCUUCAACAUGUGUGUGGUGGUAGAUGCUUAGGAUAAACCAGCAUGGGCUGGAAGUCAAGGUUUUGCCUGCAACUGCAUACCCUCCAACAUUUCUCCAAUGAAAAUAGGGACAUCCUAUGCCAUAAAGAUAAUUUUACUAUUUAUACCCCACACAUCUUACUGGCUUGCCCCAGCCACUCUGGCCAACUUCCAACAUAUAUAAAAACAUAAUAAAACAUUAAAUGUUAAAAAAACCUUCCCUAUACAGGAUUGCCCUCAGAUGGCUCAGGGUUCGGAUAACUCCAUACCCUCCAACAUUUCUCCAAUGAAAAUAGGGACAUCCUAAGGAAAAGCAGGACGUUCUGGGAUGAAAUCAGAAACCGGGACGGCUUCUCUAAAUCAGGGACAUCCCUGGAAAAUAGGGAAACUUGGAGGGUCCACUGCUGCCACCAUCCCUGCUGGGUAUGUGAGCAGGCCCUUACAGUCGAAGACCAACCUACGUUUUUGGACCAGUUUUAGUACCAAAACACUUCAUCUUCAUCAACUUGCUGCACAGAUCAAAAGAAGUGAGCCCAUAAAAUGAAUGGACAAACUAAGCCCUAUAUAUGUUGUGAUGUCCACCCCGCACCACUGGUCAAUAAAUAGCAGAUGUGCAUCAUCAAACAGGUUUUCCUUGGGGGUGAAAUUCCCAGUAACAUUUCUAUUGCCAUUGCAGACAAUUGUGAUUACUUCAAUCAAGUUACGAUACGGUUGAUAGUGUAUUGUUGGAAAAUUAGCUCCAGACAAUAGUAAUCUCCACUGUGGUCAAUCUAUGUCACACACUUUAGAUACCUAUUUGAAAAAGACCCAAAGCAGCUUGUGGACUACGAGGCAACUCAUGAUCUUAAUUAGACAAAUGUCAGUAGCAAAUAGAAUGAUAAGCACAGUCUUCACAAACUAAGCAAUCAAGGGGUAUAAAUCCUGCCCUCUAAUUUCCUUUGCAAUUAAGCAGUCCUUGGGCAUGCAGGAAGUAUGUGUCAUUUUAGGAAUUUUGGUGAAGGAUUUGAAAAGCUUAUCUGAGAUCAGAAAAACAGAAAUUUAUAUGAGGCCCUUCCAUGUCUCCAGGGUGACUCAGUUGAACACGGUAUAGAGAAGACUGAUGGCUUAAAUGACUUACACCCAGUCCUGAAUUAGUAAGCCUGCUAACUACAAAGUAAACCCCACUGGAUUUGCUGGGGCUGCUUUCAGAGUUAACUUGGAGUAGCUGGUACCACUGACUUGUCAUGAGAAUGCAAAGGCCCUUCUGCAUUCUGCUCUUGGCUGCUCAAGCUAACCUAGAGCUGCUCCUUUGCUUUAGUUUAUGAUGACCCCUGCUGGAUAGUCCUGUCUGAGAACGGGCUGCCAUUUAUUUAUUUUGAAAAAACAAGCCAUUGGGAAACAUUGAACAACAACAGGAAAGGCCUCCUGAAGCCAAAGAGAUCAGGAAACCGCAGUGAGUUUUCUCAGCACUCUGUUGUUCCAGAGUUUGGCACAAUUCCUGUUUCAGCGGAGAUUCGAGGGAACAGACGUCUGUGGUCUGUGUACUGCCCAGAGAGAGGCUUGGGAAGAUUAUAGUCACUCCCAGAAAAUGAUUACCUUUUCAGAAGCAGCUUCUUGCCCUUUCAGCAAGGCACUGAACUUGGGAAGAAUGCCGGGAUACCCUUAUAUACAUCAUAGGUAACCAGCUACAAGGACUGUUUAAGGGCCUUGUCAGAAGUGUGAUCCAAUGGGAGCCCACAUCCAUUGAACCAUGCAGCCCAUCUAGAGUGAUUCCAAGAGUUAGAUGCCCAUCUCCAGAAAUGAUCUGAGACAUUGGUGCAUCACAGCACCACCAUUAUCACCACCAUAUAAAUAUAUGGUAAAAUAAAUAAAUGAAGAAAUAGGUCCCCAAAUGCAGAUGCGGAGAUAGCUGCUCUAGCACCCGGAGCAGCAUACAUGGGGCUAGCUGCCUGUGAGGGCAGGGCGAGCAUCCUGGGGGGGCGGCAGCGAUGUCACCCCCCUCAGGGAUGACACCCAGGGCAGGCUGCACCCACCGCAACCCCCUUCCUCCUCCAGUGCCCAAAUGCAUGUUUGGCUUCCAAGUAGAUCUGGGUCUGAAAAAGCUGAAGGCUGCCAUUCAAAGAUAAACAGAACAAAAGGAUCGAUUUUCAGCUUGCUAGUUGCAAGAGUUCCCCAACAGCCACCACGGACAAAAGCAAGUCAUAAGGAGCACUUAAGCAACAGCCAUCUGAAAAAGCUCAAAAUCACACACAGAUUACGGAAUGGCGCGUCUCAUGGAUUCAGAUCAUAACCCUCAUGCUGCGGCAUAAUUUCCAGAUACUUCUUUAUUAUUUAUGCAUUUAUUUAAAAUAUUUAUAUACUGCUUUUCUAUUAAAUUAUCCCAAGGGGCUUUCAAUAAAAAAUUCAUCACAGAACAAUAACAAUCCAUCACAAAUAAUAAAAACUUCUGUCCAAGCCGGCAUCAUACAGAUGAUUCAUUUGGAGGACUGUUCAUGAGAUGUGCCAAAUGAUCUUCUCAGAGCUUCUGAGUAAUCAUUCCUAGAGCGGGGGGUGGGGAGGGUGGGCUAAUCUGUGGUCAUCUACAGAUGUUGCUGUAUUUCAUUUCCCACCUUUCCUGAUCAUUGGCUAUUUUGGCUGGGACUGAUGAUGGGAGUUGGAGUCCAACAAUAUUUCCCAAGCCUUUUUGAAUCUCACACCAAUCAGCUGAAAGCCACAUCUUACUUUUCCUCCUAGCAAAGUAUUUGGCUACAUCUCCAUCAUUUCUGACCCACGGAACUCUGCUUUUUAUUAUUAUUUUCCUGUGUGUUUGCUACUAUAUUCAAAAAUUCCAUUCUGCUCAUAUUAUUGGCUCUACUUUUGUGAUAUUUUUUGUGUGCUUAACUUCACAUCAGUAUUUGAGCAGAAUGUACCUAGGGGUUGGCUAGAUUGGUGCCUGGCAAGGGCACAAGUGCAAGGCCACCCAUCCCCACACUCCCUGGCAUGCUUCUCUGGGUGAGGUAUGCAGGCUCCUCUGGGCAUCUUGGUGGAGGAAUUGGGUCAUUGGCAUGGGUCAUUGCAGUAGCCGUGUGGGAUCUCCUCCCCAGUUGACCAGUGGUGCUAUUAGAAUUGUGAGUGGAGUGCCCAGUGGAGCUUGGAGGAAAGAAAUAUGAAGAGAGCAGGUGAGAGUUACAGGAGGAGGAAAAGGGGAGGGAGGGGACAGAAGGGAAAUCAGUGAGUGGUGUGAGGGAGGCAGACAGGCAGAUAGAUGGACCAAUUGAGGAGGAGGAGGAGGAGGAGGAGGGGAGGCGGAGCAGAGCACACCUGACCUCAAUGGCUGUGGAUGAAGUCGCUAGUGGAGCGUGAAAGGUGAAAAAAGCAAACUUUCCCAUUUCUGGUCCAUGAUCUCUCCUGGCUUCAGAGGUGCAGAAGCAGCUCCUUGCCAAGUAUGCAAGGGAGCCUAGGUACACCUCUGAAUUUGAGUGAACGAUUCCCCUGCCCCUGUCACAAACAGUUUGAAUGAGCAAAAGUUCAUACAUGUAUGCACAUUUUCCAUGUUGUACACUGAUGUCAGAUUUCUGGCAGUAUAACUCAGAAACCUUUUUGUUGCGAAAAACAAAAAAAGAGGCAACCAUUUUUGGAUAUAAUAAUAAUAUAAAUUACAAUACCUUGUGAAUACUGACAAUUUUAGAAGGGCAUUGCUGAACUCGCCGAUGUUCUCCUUUCUAGAUUUAGCCUGGCAAGCUGCUUUUCUUGAAGGGAAGCAAUAAAAAACAUUCACAUUUCUUCUGUUUUGCUUUUAGGUCUGGAUGGCAGGUCAGGCUCAAUCGGGCAUAACAAACUCCUCAGGCCUGUGGCUUCAGUGUGUAAACGGGGUUUGUGGGGAUCUUCGCUUUGAAGAAGACGACCUCAGUAAGGGUCCAUUUACUUUCAUCUGAGUAAUGUGCACUGUUUGAAACAACAGUCAUGUAUUUUGACAAGGAUUGUGACUUCACGUUCACACCUUUUUCUCUCUCUUCCGUGUGUCACUAGAUGCACUCAAGGCAGUGCAAGCCUUCAUGAUCCUCGCCAUCAUCUUUUCCUUUGUCUCCCUGGUCAUGUUUGUGGUGCAGCUCUUCACGAUGGAGAAAGGAAAGCGCUUCUACAUGACAGGAGCCAUUAUGCUGGUUUGCUGUAAGUGAGGCACAUGCAGAAUGUGCUGCUUUGUUUUGCUAUGCUCUCACAGGAAUUGUGAAUUAUUUCCCAUGGGCUCAGGUUGGUUACAAUUAGGGAAGCUUGAGGAAUUUGUUCUUUGGAAAUUUUGACCUGAUCUAUGUCCUCUUUUGUCUGGGGGUACAGGGUCCAAAAUUAAAUUGCUAGCCACCCAUGUAACAAAAUUUGAACCGGUGAAGUUUCCCCUGUAUUUCAAACUAGAAAAAGCUUAACCUAUGGAGUUUCUGUCGGCAUAAAAACCCUUCUUUUCCCCAGUGCCAACCCUAAACCCAAAACUUGACUACAAUCUUGUACUCAUCUACUUGGGAAUAAGCACAAUUAAAACACAAAGAGACUUACUCCUGAGUCGAAAGGAAUACCAUUGUUCUGUCAGUUAACUAUACAGUAUAUUCUUAACAAGUGCCUUGGUUUUAGCUACUGCAUAGCAGGAGACACGUCCAAGCCUCUUUGCAAAGUUUUCACCUUUUGCAUUUGCCAUGCCACAGGGAACAACUUAAUAUCCACCCACAUUUACUGUGUGCUGGUAUUUCCAGGAAAGAACUUCUAGGGAGUACAGUACCUGAUCUUAGAUUAAUCCACAACAGUGCAUCCUGUCUUGCUGGGGGGGGAAGGAAGUGAAAACUACAAAGAUUCUAAGAACUAGAAAAUUAUUCAGAAGUAGGAAAAGUGAAAUAAAAGGGGAAAGGAAAACCGCAGGUAUUCCUAUCUCCUGCUGACUAAACAACUGACACAUAAAUCACAGCACCUACUUCACUACUUAGCUAAAAGUAUUGAAGGCAGGAGCAGUCAUUCUGGCACAUUUCACAGAAAUCAGUUAGAAGGGUGCAUGCACAUUUUGUCUUGUAACUUUCUUUCUAGGAAGGCUAGAGACUUACUUUUUGUAUUAAAUGAAAACUCAGAACCUGGGCUCCCUUAUUGGCUGUGUGCCUGGUACAUAAGUGCCUCCUGUACAUGCCUCUCCAAGUACCGUAUUUUUCGCUCUAUAGCACACACCCGACCAUAACACGCACAUAGUUUUUAGAGGAGGAAAAUAAGAAAAAAAUAUUCUAAACGAAACAGCGGAUGUAUGAUUUUUGUGGUUCAUGCUGUGGCCACAGACAUGUGAUCUGACGGAGAGUUUGGGGUAGCCCAAUGCAAAAAUCCUGAGGAUCCAUGUGGAUCCAUGCUUUGUAACCACGUUUUUGCACCACUGCGGCCCCAGGCAACAGUGGGUGCGUGAUUUUUUUGGUGCAAGCUGUAGCCAUGGACAUGCUAUGUGAUCUGAUGGUGAAUUUGGGGUGACCCAGUGCAAAAAUCCUGAGGUUCCAUGUGGAUCCGUGCUUUGCAACCAUGUUUUAAGUGGGGAGGGAAGGAAAAGCACUCAACGGACAAGGAACACGCGUGGGGUGUGUGGAGAAGGAUGCUGCUAAUAAUGCAGAAGAGGGGUAUAAGAGGAGAAGGCUCCCCUCCUCUCCAGCUUUGCUCCUUUAAAGCAAGCAGGCUCUCUGUCCCUCUCUCCUCCCCACUCAGCGGGUCUUCUCCCGCUUUGCUAUUUCAAAGCAAGCCACGGAGGAGGGAAGGAAGGGGAACCAUGGAUCCUCUGCACACGACUGCAGCAGAUCCCCCCACCAUCCGUAGGCAUUCGCUCCAUAACACGCACAGACAUUUCCCCUUACUUUCUAGGAGGAAAAAAGUGAGUGUUAUGGUGCAAAAAAUACGGUAAAUUACCGAGAUAAUCAUGGGGCAGGGGGUGCUAUUCAUGACGAUCUUUGGGCUAGAAGCAGAAUUCAUGUUGAAAAGGAGUCACUUGAGAUCAUUUGGAUGGACUAAAGGUUUAUUCUUUCUUUCCCUCCUCAGGGCUGUUCAUUCUGAUCUCCGUCUCCAUCUACACGGCCCGUUUUCCACAAUACUUCAAAAGCAGUCUAGACCACCACGGCUACUCCUUCAUACUUGCCUGGAUCUGCUUCUGCUUCAGUUUCAUCGUUGGGAUUCUGUAUCUUGUGCUCAGAAAGAAAUGAGGGGAGCAGGGGAGAAACUGGGAGGGCGGAUUGGAAAUAUGGGGGGCUUGUGGGAGGGAUGCGAAGUUGCUUUGCUAUGAGAACUGUUUGCCCAAAGACAAGAAUCCAUACACUGCUCACCUAACGUGCCCAAUCACAGAAAUAAAUCAGGGAGAGAGGGAGAGAGAUUGAGCAAUAGACUUUCCACUGUCAUGGAUCCUGACACCAGGAAUGUGCUUGAAGAACCAAAUAGCCAGCUCUUAUCUCUUUUCUCAGUAACUAACAUGUGCAUCCCAUCUUCUGCCCAUUUUCUGCCCCACUUCAGAAAAUCUGGAAAAGUUAUAAGGUGCAGCUUUCUUCCUUAAAUUUUAGAAGUUAUGAUAUGCUUCCCAGUGGUUUCCAUUCGGGAGAACAUUCCCACUCAGUCUGGAAGGUGUAGUGCUUGUCAGGGACGCUGGGGCAGAACCCUGCCUCCCUUUUCUUGACAAGCAAAUGACACACAACGUAGGCAUGCCUUGACUGACAUGAAGCCAAAUUCCAGCAGUAAAACCACUGCAAGCCACUUUUUUUUCUUUUAAAGACACUUCCAUCACCAUCUCAUUUCCCCAGGAACAGACUUGCUGCUGCUGAGGAGAUCAGAGGGGAAACAACCAGCAAGGAAUGAAAAGAGGGGUGAAUGUGGGUGGCAAAAGGUGGGACAGGGGAGAGGAAGGCAUACAAGGACCUUAAUUAUGUGGAAUAGAGUUAUUAGGGCUCUGAUGAAUGUCAUUAGAGUGUGACUUUCCAUUAGAGCCCACUGUGUUACCUAUUUAACGCAGCUGCACUAGGAAGAUCAGAUGGAGCCCCCAUGUUGCCACCAAAUGGUUAGGUCUGUGAUGUGUGUAUUCAACAAGCAGUAAGUUUGAAAGGUCUGCUUGCAGUCAGAUCUUUUGAGGCAUUCAACUUAGGCUCAUGGGACCAAGCACCAAACUGGAUUAAUUUUUUUCAUCUAUAGGCAAUAGGCAACUUUCUUUUGGUUGUCACAUAGAAUAGGGUUGGGGGUUGUUUUUCAGAAUAGGGUUUUAUAAUAUCAGACUUGCCUUGGCACUAUAAUGUAUACCUUAGAAAAGCCUUAAACUAACUAUCACCCGUUUAUUUGUUUGCUGCUUUUCUGCGGUAAACCAUGCCCACGGCAGCAGACCUUAUAUCCCACAAGAAAUGUUGCAUAUGACUUAGAGCAGUGCUCCAGACACAGGAUUCUGCGUAGCUGAAUGGAAUCGGAGAAGGGCCUUCUCUCUGUUGUGUUGGUUUUAAUUCCUCACUCCCUGCCCCCAUGCCAUCAUCUCAUAUAACAUCUCCCAGGGCAUGAGAAGCAGUUCAGCUAAUUAAAUGUUGCAAACCGAAGGCCAAGCAGGAAAUGGAAAGAAUUAUUAUGUCAUCAUGACUGUCUGCAUCAGGGUUUUCAACCCUUUUGGUCUUGCCAUUUAGAUCACUUAGGAUAAUGUGUGGAAACUAUGAACGUUAAGAGGCUGUCGCUCUCACUGCCUUGCUCCACCCCAGUCACAUGAAACGGGGAGAGACAAAUUCAAGGCUGCAAGUUUAAUAUCAACAGUAUUUUUCUUCUUUCUUUUGUUACAUUCUCCCUCCCUUCCCAUGUACAACUUUUGUAAUUUGGUGGCUACAUCCUUCUAUUGUACUUGCUGUUUCUUGAAGUUUGUUUCGUGUGUGGUCUUUGUAAAUAUUUUGAUACAACCAUUCCUAACUGUAGGGAUAUAUUAAAGACAAAAAUGACAAUAAUCCAGUUCCCGUUAUCAGAAACAAAGAGUCUUGCUGGAAUUGAUUUCUUUCUCCCAUGUAUGAAUGUUGUUCUUUUCCCCUGGCUGCAUCAAGUUUGAUUUCAAAUAUGGGCUGGCUGAUCUGUGGUGGCACGACCACAUGGCUGGGUAAUUCAGAGGACUGAUGUCAGGAGCUAGCAGAAUAUAAAGGCUAAACCACAUGUAGAGUACAGUGGUACCUCUGUUUACAAACUUAAUCCGUUCCGGAAGUCCUUUCUUAAAUCGAAACCAUUCUUAAACCAAGGUGCGCUUUCCCUAAUGAGACCUCCUGCCGCUGGUGCCCUUCCACUGGUCAGAUUCCAUUCUUAGAUGGAGGUAAAGUUCUCAAACUGGGACACUACUUCCUGUUUUGUGAAGUUCGUAAACCAAAUCGUUCUUAAACAGGACUGUUCUUAAACCGAGGUAUCGCUGUAUCACUUAAACCGAGGCAACUACACUGUAAACCACAGGUCAAUGGUGCUGGUAGUGGGGGAGAAACCACAGAUCUUUUGUGCAGCAUGGAGAAUUUCAGGCCUCUAGUCUUUGUGGCUGUGAGGGGAAGUUUAAAAUACAUUGUGAGAGUAUGCCAAAAGCUACAAAGCAACCAAAGCAAAAGCAAAGCCAACGUACUGUGUUUUUCAAAAUUAAUCAUUUCAAAGCCUACCUCGGGAUACUGGUGGACCAAAAUCUCCUCAAGAUAUUUGGGGUCUGUAAUGCUACACUUUUAGUCUCCCCACACAUGUUUUUUUAAGGGCCCAGAUUUCAUGAGUCCCAAGCUUAAUGGCUUCAAAGUAAGGUUUCACUCUUAUUUUGUAACACAAUGCUUACAAUUAUGUUGAUGUAGCAGUUAAGAUAAGGAGGUGUUAACCAUUCCUUGGUUUUCUAUUCAAAACUCCAGGAGGUUUGUUGCUGCCUGUAAGGUAAAAAAGGUAAAGGACCCCUGGACGGUUAAGUCCAGUCAAAGGCGACUUUGGGGUGGCGGUGCUCAUCUCUUAGGCCGAGAGAGCUGGCGUUUGUCCACA
Podarcis lilfordi (Lilford's wall lizard) is the source of this 31976-nucleotide messenger RNA. The record is from the annotation of a GenBank genome assembly. NCBI's taxonomy places the organism in Eukaryota, Metazoa, Chordata, Lepidosauria, Squamata, Lacertidae.